UCGGAGAGCAAGACUUUCUAACGAGGAGAUGAAAGAAGAACAUUCCGAUGGAUAAAAAGACUUAGAUGCGAUAUUUGCAACAAUCGAUCAUCAAAUCACUCGCAGUGUUUCUUGUUGAUUGACAACUUUUUCUUUCCGAGUGUCUUUCUUGCUGGCUUGCUUUGCUCAUCAAUAAUUCUACUAUCAACAAUUCUACUAUCAAUAAUUCUACUAUCAAUAAUUCUACUAUCAACAAUUCUACUAUCAAUAAUUCUACUAUCAAUAAUUCUACUAUCAAUAAUUCUACUAUCAAUAAUUCUACUCAUCAAUAAUGUACAUCAUCAGCCCACUUGGCGAUCACCUAUCAAUACUCCAAUAAUUGAUCACUUCUUACCGCCAACUUGUGCCGUCUUUGGACGAGAUCAAACGUUCACUUCGUGCUCGGAGCUUUGCAGCUCAGUCUGACGGAAAGGUGCGCGCAGUCGGUGAGCACAGCCAGGUGAGCACAGCCAGACAAAGUGCGCGUGUACCAGGGCGUGCGCGUGAAGACGACGGUGAAACAGCUGCUGCAGAGACACAGAGCUAGACUGGCCACCCGGAAAAGAGUCAGAAAGAUGUCAGAAACAUGUUUGGAUCUUCACACUCUCUGUGCCUCCACUCUUCCCAAUGUUGCUAUGGAAGCCCCCCCCAUGAAGCUCCCCGCCCCUUGUGGCCCUGCAGCUCACCUGCGGAGUCCCGCCUCCUUCUGCUUGGACAAUGCAAGCAUCAGCCAGCAGCCUUUUGCAGACGUGGUGAUGUUCAACAACAACAACAACAACAACAACAACAAUAACUACUACUACAACAACUACUACUACAACUACUACAACAACAACGACACCUGCCUGCCUGCUUUCCCGCCAUGGAGCCUCGCCGCCGACCAUGACGACUUAGUCCAUGAGAUGGCUUCAUGUUCCUCACCAGAGUCACUGAAGCUCUGCAGCCCAGCAGAUUCUUUGUCGUCCUCUUCCCCUUCUUCCUGCUACGACUCUCCUCCAAGGAUGGACAACAACUACAGCGGCUUUAUGUCACAGCAGCCUGACCUUCACCACACUUCCUGCCUUCCUUCUGACACUUCCUGCCUUCCUUGUGACACUUCCUGUCUUCCCCACAACACUUCCUGUCUUCCUCACAACACUUCCUGCCUUCCUCAUGCCACUUCCUGCCUUCCUCAUGCCACUUCCUGCCUUCCUCACGCCACUUCCUGCCUUCCUCACACCACUUCCUGCCUUCCUCACAACACUUCCUGCCUUCCUCACUACUCGUCUUACUACCCCAACACUGAGUCUUCCUACUGCGUGCAGCGAGAAGAGAAUUGUUACAAGAUCAACACUGACAUGUCUUACAAUGUCCUAUGAAUGAAUGCAUGAAGUUGUUGGUGUUCUAUGAACACAUGACUUUUUUACUGUCCUAACCGUAAUGAACCCAGACAUGAAUGAAUGACUUUUUAAUGUGCUGUACAUUAAGUAUUUUUUUCUGUCCUUUGAAUCAUUGACUGACUUUUAAUGUUCAAUGAAUGGUUGAAUA
Molecule: messenger RNA, 1545 nt
Organism: Nerophis lumbriciformis (worm pipefish)
Lineage: Eukaryota; Metazoa; Chordata; Actinopteri; Syngnathiformes; Syngnathidae
Source: RefSeq, a predicted model, not a curated record